This is a messenger RNA of Symsagittifera roscoffensis, 2252 nucleotides long. RefSeq lists its product as uncharacterized. Gene Ontology annotation, cellular component: plasma membrane. Gene Ontology annotation, biological process: engulfment of apoptotic cell; apoptotic process involved in development; phosphatidylserine exposure on apoptotic cell surface. The record is from RefSeq and is a predicted model, not a curated record. The transcript is spliced from 3 exons. Lineage: Eukaryota; Metazoa; Xenacoelomorpha; Acoela; Convolutidae. The coding region runs from base 130 to 1629 and encodes 499 amino acids.
ACCAAUAGAUAAGAAUUUAUAUAUUAGCUAGAGAGAAUGCGUUUGACUUGAAGGCGCAAAAUAAAUGUAAUUAUUGGACCUCAGUUUAGCAAUGCCAAAGCGUUAUUUAUAUGCAGUAGUUGCUCUGAAAUGCUAGUUUACUCGGCAAAGGAGAGGUUUCUGAUUUUUUCUAAGAAGUCGUUGAGUAGUGUGAAAGCAGUUGCUGUUCCGAUUGGGGACACUGUGACAGAUCUGCUGCUGAUCGUAGAAUACAAUCACAGGGGACAGCAUGACAGGGCACUCACCCUACUCACAAUAUUCCUCCUCUCCCACAUCACCUGCUGUCUGGUCAUAUUCCACAGAGUCAAACACAAGCAGGAGGCCAGAGCUGUGUGGAGUGCUCCCUGGAGCAGGGUUCUAUUCACUCUGGCAACUGUGUUCACCUUGGGCCCAGUGGUGCUGAAGUUGGUGGAAAUACACGGGGAAGAGGAUAGAGUACAUGGGGCUAGGAAGCCGACCUGCUACUCCAAACUCACUCUUUGUUUCCUGGAGAGUCUGCCACAAGUGGUGCUCAACACUUUCUACAUCUGCCAGGAUGGAUGUUUCUGCGCCAAUCAGAUUGUUUCAUUAACUCUCAGUGUGGCUGCCGCAUGCUAUGCCGUCCAAAGGUACACCAAUCCGGCCAGUGAGAAGUUGUCCCGUCCGAUUGAGAACACAAUACACACACUUUGGCUGUUCUGCAUCCUAAUAGGAAAUAUCCUGCCCUUCACUCUGAUGGCAGGUCUCCUCUCCCCCAUCUUCCUACUGACGGGACUCCUCUCAGUCUACGCUCUCACCUUCCAAAUGCUAUGCAGAGCAGUGCUCAUCAACCUCAUCAUCCUGCAAAAAAAUAGAAACAAGUGGGGAUCUUUCCAAGGUUGCCUAUUCAACGCAUUCGUCCACAGUGACUCAGAGGCCAUCAACAAGAGGUUCAAGGCGGCUUUCUUCAUAACUGCCCUGAUAUCAUUCCUCACUCUAAGUGGGUACUUGUCACUGUUCGCGUAUUGGACUAUUGUUGAACCGCGCAGUGACAGGUUCGAACACACUUUAGAGUAUUGUUCAAGUGUCAAGAUAUACGAAAAGCCGAUUGUAAUAUUGACAGCUUCUUCAUUAUGUUUGCUUCUUUCAAACUCAUUUCUUUUCUUUGUCAUCUUGAGCGAUUGGCAGAACAUUCAGAACAAUGCUUAUAGAAUCAGAAGGUUUUUCUGUGGACGCUGUUUUGCCAUUAGAGGCUACGAAGCGGAUAUAAGCACUGACAGAGUCGGAGUGCCUGGAGAGAAAACAGACAUUGAACUAGUCUUGAAGCGAAGCGAGUCCAUUUCGGACGGAAACCCGAAACUUCGGAAGACGAUGAAACGAGAUGUUAGUUUUUGGGAUGAUGUGGGAAUCGACACUCGAGUGCCGCCACAUCUGAGAGCUCAUCCAGUUGCCAGCAAAGAAACAGAUCACGAGGUAGAAACUAGCUCACAGAAGGCGCCAAAUAGCCCCAAAGUCGGAAACUACGGCGACGCCAGUAGCAGAGCGGAGCUGAUAUCAUUCAAGCCCAGAACCACUAGUCUUUUGCAGCACGAAAACACCAUGACGACUAUUGGCGAAGCGACAGAAGUCUAAAACUAAGAUACCCUUUGUAGUUCUCAAAGCUGCCCUCAUUGAAGUGCAUCUUUGCUUGCAAUCAUCCCAAUUAGUUUAUUUAAAUUCAACAAGUUUUUGGCUGAAUAAGCUUCUAAUAUAGCUGAAUAACUCUAAGUGUAUUUUAAUUGUUGUUGAAAAUUUAAUUUGAGUAAUAAUGCUAUGGUAUUUCCAUUGGAAGUUUAAGUUGCGUCGUCAUACAAUGUUUAAUUUAGUAUCGCUUUCCAUAUUUGUUGAUUGUGUAGUUUUAUUCUUUGUUUUCGUUGAACUUGAAAAGGCUUAGUGAGUUUUUUUGUCACGGUCUCUGAAUUUUACUUUCUUAGUUCUGUCGGGAAGUAGCGCGAAGCUCCAGUGCGUUCAAAAAAUUGAUUGUACGUUUUUUGCAAAGACCUUUAAAAGAUUCCUUUGCCUGCGUUGAAUUAGGAAAAGGUUGCCGUAGGAAAUAUGUUGCUGUAUACGUGACAUUUAAUCAGACCUGAUGAAAUAUUCAUAAUAUGCCCCGAAGUGCCGUGUUAAAAGAUCUGAUAUGCCAUAUAAUCCCAACAAAAUUUGAUGUAAUCUAUGGCGCUCCCUGUUGUAGCAAACAGCCUCUAUAGUGGCCUUGU